UUCUUGAAUUACGUUUUCUUAUGAGCUGGUUGUCUCAAUUUUGAUUCACAAACAGACAAAUUAUGGUUCUUAACAUUUAUAAUUCUCGAUCAAUUGUACUUUUUGAUAUAAUUGGCUCGAUUGUCAUUGGGGGGUUGGUAAUUUUCGCAUGGCUUUCAGUGGAUAACCCGAUUCAAUAUGUCCAUCACUCGUCGAAUGUAAUUGGUGCUGCCGAUGGCAAUACGUCGUAUUUUGGAGAAGGUCGGGAAUCGGAAAGGCGCAAAGGACUAGAAGGGUGUAUCAUUACUUGGUGCUUGACUAUUUUGCUUGGUCUUUGUGGAUGGAGAAUCGUUUCAGCCGUCAUCCUGACUUUUGCGAUUCGACAGAAAUCCCUAAAUCUGCUGCAAUAUUGGAUAGGAUAUAAAUCUCUUGUGCUGGUCAUGUCGAUUUUUCUCUUAAUUUCAGCAUUGACUUCAAAACCAGUAAUCCCAAGCGCUGUGGCAUCCUUCAUAUUGGACAUGACAACAUGCUAUUUUGUCCGUAUUUUAAUACCCGAGCUGGCUUUAAUUUCAAAGGGAAGCGUUCAAUAGACCACCAAGUCAAAUUUACAUAUGCAAUUUAGUUGGACUACUUUUGCAGAAAGAACACGUGAAAAAUGUUUACAUUCUCUGAAUAAUGAAAUGUUUCGCUUUAAACAUGUAGAUACAGAUAUAAAGUUUGGUUACCCAUUGGCCACUCACAUUAAUUGUAUGAAAAAUUUUGCAACUGGCAUUCCAAUUAUGUUUAAAGAUUUACGGUGGGAUUUAUCACCACAAUGAAUUUAGUAUUUAGAAACUUUGCGAUUGUUUAACUUGGUAAACCUAAUCCGGGGAUUAUGCUUAUCUGAUCUGAUGUAAAAUAUGAUACCAAUUAAAAUAAAAGAACUCGUGCACCAAAGUUAUAAAGUCAUACUCAA
Molecule: messenger RNA, 934 nt
Organism: Folsomia candida
Lineage: Eukaryota; Metazoa; Arthropoda; Collembola; Entomobryomorpha; Isotomidae
Exons: 4
Coding region: 63-569 (168 amino acids)
Source: RefSeq, a predicted model, not a curated record